Orbicella faveolata is the source of this 1010-nucleotide messenger RNA. Its product is annotated as hemolymph lipopolysaccharide-binding protein-like. Lineage: Eukaryota; Metazoa; Cnidaria; Anthozoa; Scleractinia; Merulinidae. The record is from RefSeq and is a predicted model, not a curated record.
ACAAGACACGAGCCUAGCCAAGCAUACUGUGUCAAACUUGUAAACAAUUUUGUCACUUAUAAAAAAUUUAUUGUGGAGCUAAGAUAGAGUCCUAAAUUCUACUGCACCUUUGUGUAAGUGUAGAAUAUUAAUUUGUUUACUACACCGUAGUAAGUUUUAGUCUUAAAGUCGAGAAACUGGCUACGGUAAAUUCUCCAACGUUGAAGAUGAAGUCAGUGGUGAUUUUCAAGUUCAUCCUGAUGUUCUUUCUUAUUUCACAUCUACCAAAAGCUGUGGACUGUAGCGCCAGCAAUGUAAACGACUGCUACACUUUCCAUGACGUUGACAGUACAUGGGACGAAGCCCGUGACGCGUGCCGUGACAUGGGAGCUCACCUAGUUACCAUGGAGACGACAGACGAGUGGAACAAAGUGAAGGGCUUCCUCGCAGAAAAAAUUAAGGAGGCCGGUAGUUACACUCACUAUUACAUUGGACUCCGUAAAGAAAGUGGAACGUGGAAAUGGACCGACGCAGGAUCGCCUGGUGUAACUGUGACAACAGACGACAGUCGCUGGCAGGAAGGCCAGCCUACUGGUGAUGCUGACCCAAGGCAAAUUUGUGGGGAAAUCUGGUAUCCCAGUGCAGGGCUUAAAGGGCUUAAUGAUAUCCUAUGCAAUCAUAAAUUUAAGGCUUCACGUGGAUACAUCUGUGAAAAUUAUUAAAUUAAACCAAGGUUAACUGAGUUGACCUAAUCAAUUAAAUGUCGAAAUCAGUAUAAAAGGGAGUAAAUUGUAAGCUUAAUAAAGCGAACUGAAUAAAAAUAAACAAAAGAGUUUUGAUUUCUUCGUUUAUUUCUUUUCUUCUUGGCCAAGGAGAAAGCGGUGUAUGUGUCAAACUGAGUUAACCUGAUCAAUUAAAUGUCGAAAUCAGUAUAAAAGGGAGUAAAUUGUAAGCUUAAUAAAGCGAACGCAGACGUAUUUCCGGCUGUCGCUUGUCUCCGCCGAAAAUAACGUCUGCGAACCCGAGCCAGG